AUGGCAGAAUAUUAAUUUGACAAUGAUAUGUAUAUGGACAAUAUCAACAUUUAGAUGCAAGAUUUGAGUGGAAGAAAUACUUCAGUGUCUAGUGAUAGCGAUGAUAAGAAAAAAGUGCAGAAGAAAAGUAACAAUUCAUACAAGCAAUAAUAAAAUGGCAUUGACCCUACUCUGAUAAGAUAAGAACCAGAAUUAAGAUCAGACGCUGGCCUUGGAUAGCAAUAGUUAAAUCUAGCCCCGAGUGAGAAGAGCUGGUAUGCGAAAAUUUGCCCAUGCUUGUCAAUAGAUUUCUUCUAAGUGUACUUUGAUGUAUCGACUGCUGAUAUCAUCGGUAGACUUAUUGCUUCUCUCAUACCUUUUAACAGAAAGUUUUACACUAUGUAUAAAAGUAAGCCAGAUUUGUAUGGGCCAAUGUGGAUUUACACAACUUUGAUAAUUGUACUUACAGUUGCUGGAAACUACUCACUUUAUCUUCAAAGUGAUAAAACUCAGAAGUUCGUCUACAAAUUUAACUUUAUUCCGAUUGCUGCUACAGUCAUUUAUUCAGCUGGCUUAGGCCUUCCAUUCGCUCUAAAAUUACUGAUGAAAUUCAUGGGUGCCAAUUUCUUCAGUGGCUCUUUUAUUGAGAUUCUUGGUAUUUACGCUUACUCAUUCACUAGCUUCUUGUUUACUGCCUUUGUUUGCGCUUUCCCAAUAUCAGGCUUACAAUGGGGUUUUCUAAUAUAUUCAGCAGUAACUUCAACUGGCUUUCUAAUGGUAACAUACUGGAAUGACCUAUAAGAGUCCCUUGACGCUAAAAAGAGAUUUAUAGUGAUAGCCUUUAUCUGUGGUGUGCAGUGCAUGUUUCUUCUGAUCUUCAAGCUUUACUUUUUCCAGCAUGUAUCAGGCCAGUGA
Messenger RNA from Stylonychia lemnae, 894 nucleotides. NCBI's taxonomy places the organism in Eukaryota, Ciliophora, Spirotrichea, Sporadotrichida, Oxytrichidae. The record is from the annotation of a GenBank genome assembly.